GUGUGUGUGUGUGUGAGAGCCGUGUGUACCUGAUGGAGCCCGGAGUUGAAGCUGCGCCCGCGGGCGUGCAAGUGCGCGAUGAACUGUCCGAGAAAUGUCAGAAGUUAUUUCUGGAGUUUUUGGAAGAGUUUCAGGAUAAAACCGGCGAUGCUUUAUAUCUGUCCGACGCGCAGGAGCUGAUCUGACCGGAGAGAAACACACUGACCGUGAGCUUCAGCAACAUCGAGCACUACAACCAGCAGCUCGCCACCACCAUUCAAGAGGAGUACUACAGGGUUUAUCAGCAUCUCUGCCGAGCAGUUCGCCACUUUGCCAGAGAUCAUGGAAAUAUUCCACCGUCCAAAGAGUUUUAUGUGGCUUUUUCAGACUUUCCAUCUAGGCAAAAGAUCCGUGAGCUCUCCACCGCCCGCAUCGGCUCUCUGGUACGCAUCAGCGGUCAGGUGGUGCGAACCCACCCUGUGCACCCGGAGCUGGUCAGCGGCACCUUCCUCUGUCUGGACUGUCAGUCUGUCAUCAAAGACGUGGAGCAGCAGUUCAAAUACACACAGCCGACCAUCUGCAAGAACCCUGUGUGUGCCAACCGCCGCCGAUUCAUGCUCGACACCAACAAGUGCCGCUUCGUUGACUUCCAGAAAGUACGCAUCCAGGAGACUCAGGCGGAGCUGCCGCGAGGCUCCAUUCCUCGCAGUGUGGAGGUGAUUCUGAGGGCGGAGGCCGUGGAAACCGCACAAGCAGGAGAUCGCUGUGACUUCACCGGCACACUGAUAGUUGUGCCUGAUGUGUCCGCCAUGGCGCUCGCUGGCACGCGGGCAGAAACCAGCAGCAGGGUGACUGGGAAGGAGGGCUUUGAGGCUGAUGGCAUUCAGGGGCUCAAGGCUUUGGGUGUCCGAGAACUCUCCUACAGACUGGCCUUCCUGGCUAACUAUGUGGCCCCAACCAACCCACGGUUUGGAGGGAAGGAGCUUCGUCAGGAGGAUCAGACAGCUGAGAGCGUGAAGAACCAGAUGACCGUACAGGAAUGGGAGAAAGUGUUUGAGAUGAGCCAAGACAAGAAUCUCUAUCACAACCUCUGCACAAGUCUCUUCCCCACCAUUCACGGGAAUGAUGAAAUUAAACGUGGGAUUCUGCUGAUGUUAUUUGGUGGUGUUGCCAAGACGACCAUGGAGGGAACGUCUUUACGUGGCGACAUCAACGUGUGCAUCGUUGGAGACCCGAGUACAUCUAAAAGCCAAUUUCUCAAGCAUGUGGAGGAUUUCGCCCCCAGAGCGGUGUACACCAGCGGUAAAGCCAGCAGUGCCGCAGGUCUGACCGCUGCUGUGGUCAAAGAUGAGGAGUCGCAUGAGUUCGUCAUUGAAGCAGGAGCCCUCAUGUUGGCCGAUAAUGGGGUUUGUUGUAUUGAUGAAUUUGACAAGAUGGACCUUAAGGACCAGGUGGCCAUUCAUGAAGCCAUGGAGCAGCAGACCAUCUCCAUCACAAAGGCGGGCGUUAAGGCCACUCUGAACGCUCGCACCUCCAUCCUGGCUGCUGCAAACCCCAUAGAUGGCAGAUACAACCGCGCCAAGUCUCUCAAACAGAACGUCAACAUGUCAGCACCUAUCAUGUCCAGAUUUGAUCUCUUCUUCAUACUGGUGGAUGAAUGCAAUGAGGCACCAGUGGACGAGGAGUCAUCUCUGAAGAAAAGUGAGCUCAUUAACUGGUACCUGAAGGAAAUGGAGAGUGAAAUUGAUUCUGAAGCUGAACUCGUCGCCAAGAAGAAUCUCAUCGAGAAAGUGCUAUACAGACUCAUCCAUUAUGAUCAUAUCAUCAUAGAGCUGACUAAAACAGGGCUGAAGAAGAUCAGUGAGGAUGGAGAUGAGCCCGUCGUGGAGGAAGAUCCGUUCCUGGUGGUGAAUCCCAAUUAUAUACUGGAAGACUAGUCAAGCUGGCUUUAAAAACCUUGAUCAUUUUUACCUACUGAUGCUUCUAUGGUCUUAAAUCAUGACUAAUGUAAUGUGCAGCAUUUUUGAUUGAUGAAUCAGAAAAAAAUAAACGGUG
Sinocyclocheilus grahami is the source of this 2034-nucleotide messenger RNA. RefSeq names its product MCM6 minichromosome maintenance deficient 6, like (gene mcm6l). Gene Ontology annotation, biological process: double-strand break repair via break-induced replication; DNA replication initiation; mitotic DNA replication. Gene Ontology annotation, molecular function: single-stranded 3'-5' DNA helicase activity; single-stranded DNA binding; ATP binding. The record is from RefSeq and is a predicted model, not a curated record. Gene Ontology annotation, cellular component: MCM complex; nucleus. The transcript is spliced from 15 exons. NCBI's taxonomy places the organism in Eukaryota, Metazoa, Chordata, Actinopteri, Cypriniformes, Cyprinidae.